AUGAAGUCAGCUUUCAAGGCGGAGUAUCCUUUCGAGAAAAGAAAAGCAGAAUCGGAGCGCAUCAGCCAGAAGUUCGAAAACCGGAUCCCGGUGAUCUGCGAAAAGGCCGAGAAAUCGGACAUCCCGGAAAUCGACAAGCGCAAGUAUCUGGUCCCGGCAGAUCUCACGGUGGGCCAGUUCGUCUACGUGAUCAGAAAGCGGAUCAAGCUUCCCGCGGAAAAGGCGAUCUUUAUUUUCGUCAACGACACGUUGCCACCAACCGCAGCUCUGAUGUCAGCCAUUUACCAAGAGCACAAAGACAAAGACGGGUUUUUGUACGUCACUUACUCUGGAGAGAAUACUUUUGGUACCUGCGAGUAG
Messenger RNA from Lachancea nothofagi CBS 11611, 360 nucleotides. NCBI's taxonomy places the organism in Eukaryota, Fungi, Ascomycota, Saccharomycetes, Saccharomycetales, Saccharomycetaceae. The record is from the annotation of a GenBank genome assembly.